This is a messenger RNA of Elephantulus edwardii (Cape elephant shrew), 1939 nucleotides long. It is a transcript of the gene ITK, whose product is annotated as IL2-inducible T-cell kinase. Bases 77 to 1939 code for a protein of 620 amino acids. The transcript is spliced from 17 exons. NCBI's taxonomy places the organism in Eukaryota, Metazoa, Chordata, Mammalia, Macroscelidea, Macroscelididae. The record is from RefSeq and is a predicted model, not a curated record. Gene Ontology annotation, molecular function: non-membrane spanning protein tyrosine kinase activity; ATP binding; protein binding. Gene Ontology annotation, biological process: intracellular signal transduction; T cell receptor signaling pathway; peptidyl-tyrosine autophosphorylation.
CCUUUUCCAGAAACUCUUUCGUCUGGUUGUGCUAAAGGGUGAUGCCCUAGGUGCAUCCUUUAUCAAAAUUUGGAUCAUGAACAACUUCAUCCUCUUGGAAGAACAACUUAUCAAGAAGUCCCAACAAAAGAGAAGAACUUCUCCCUCAAACUUUAAAGUCCGCUUUUUUGUUUUAACCAAAACAAACCUGGCAUACUUUGAGGACCGCCAUGGGAAAAAGCGUACAUUGAAGGGUUCCAUUGAACUCUCCCGAAUCAAAUGUGUUGAGAUUGUGAAAAGCGACAUUAUCAUCCCAUGCCACUAUAAAUACCCCUUUCAGGUUGUGCACGAUAACUACCUCCUGUAUGUGUUUGCCCCAGACCGAGAGAGCCGUCAGCGCUGGGUUCUGGCCCUUAAAGAAGAAACAAGGAACAACAACAGUUUGGUGUCCAAGUAUCAUCCUAAUUUCUGGAUAGAUGGGAGGUGGAGGUGCUGUGCCCAGAUGGAGAAGCUUGCAGCAGGUUGUGCCGAGUAUGACCCAACCAAGGAUGCUUCAAAGAAGCCUCUUCCUCCUACUCCUGAAGACAACAGGCGGUCACUUCAAGAACCUGAUGAAACCUUGGUCAUUGCCUUGUAUGACUACCAAACAAACGAUCCACAAGAACUCACACUUCGACGCAAUGAAGAAUACUACCUGCUGGACAGCUCUGAGAUUCACUGGUGGAGAGUUCAGGACAGGAAUGGGCAUGAAGGCUAUGUACCAAGCAGUUACCUGGUGGAGAAAUCACCAAAUAGUCUGGAAACCUAUGAAUGGUACAAUAAGAGCAUCAGUCGUGACAAAGCUGAAAAACUUCUAUUGGACACAGGCAAAGAAGGCGCUUUCAUGGUACGAGACUCCAGGACUCCAGGAACAUACACAGUGUCUGUUUUCACCAAGGCCGUCGUAAGUGAGAACAAUCCCUGUAUAAAGCACUAUCACAUCAAAGAAACAAACGACAACCCGAAACGAUACUACGUGGCUGAAAAGUAUGUGUUUGAUUCCAUCCCUCUCCUCAUCAAUUACCACCAGCACAAUGGAGGAGGGCUGGUCACUCGCCUGCGGCACCCAGUUUGUUCCUGGAGACAGAAGGCUCCGGUCACUGCAGGGCUGAGAUACGGGAAAUGGGUAAUCCAUCCUUCAGAGCUCACAUUUGUGCAGGAGAUAGGCAGUGGGCAGUUUGGAUUGGUGCAUCUUGGCUACUGGCUUCACAAGGAUAAGGUGGCUAUCAAAACCAUUCAGGAAGGGGCCAUGUCAGAAGAGGAUUUCAUAGAAGAGGCAGAGAUCAUGAUGAAACUCUCUCACCCCAAACUUGUUCAGCUCUAUGGGGUGUGCCUGGAGCAGGCCCCCAUCUGCCUGGUGUUUGAGUUCAUGGAGCACGGCUGUCUGUCGGAUUACCUGCGCAGCCAGCGGGGGGUUUUUGCAGCGGAGACCCUCCUGGGCAUGUGCCUGGACGUGUGUGAAGGCAUGGCCUACCUGGAAGACGCGUGUGUCAUCCACCGAGACCUGGCUGCCCGAAAUUGUCUGGUGGGAGAAAACCAAGUCAUCAAGGUGUCUGAUUUUGGGAUGACAAGGUUUGUCCUGGAUGAUCAGUACACCAGUUCCACAGGCACAAAGUUCCCAGUCAAGUGGGCAUCCCCGGAGGUUUUCUCCUUCAGUCGCUACAGCAGCAAGUCAGAUGUGUGGUCAUUUGGCGUGCUGAUGUGGGAAGUCUUCAGUGAAGGCAAAAUCCCAUAUGAGAACCGAAGCAACUCUGAGGUGGUGGAAGACAUCAGUACUGGAUUUCGGUUGUACAAGCCUCGGCUGGCCUCCCCGAAUGUCUACCAGAUCAUGAAUCAGUGCUGGAAAGAGAGACCAGAAGACCGGCCACCCUUCUCCAGCCUGUUGGUUCAGCUGGCUGAAAUUGCGGAAUCAGGACUUUAG